Messenger RNA from Saimiri boliviensis boliviensis (Bolivian squirrel monkey), 6915 nucleotides. Lineage: Eukaryota; Metazoa; Chordata; Mammalia; Primates; Cebidae. The record is from RefSeq and is a predicted model, not a curated record.
GUUGUUAGGGUGAUGAGGCCAGGUGACCCGCCCGGCUCGGGGCGCGGGCGCUGGCUGUGGCGAUUGCCCGCGCCGCCUCGAGGGGGCCCUGCCGCGGGCGCCGGCAGCCAGCCAGGAGGACGGGCCCGCCCGCGCGCUACUCCGAGCCCAGCCUAGCUGCGGCCAUCGCCCCGCCGGACCGCGCCGCGGGCUCUCCCAGGAGAGUCCGGGCUCUGCUCCAGGCACUGGGAUUAUUUCUCACUGGAGGAUUCAGGAAUCUGCGCUCUCCCCAUCACCCUGGAACACAGCUGCAGUGUGUAGCAUUUCACUCACUUGAAGCCACACGAUAAAAGGCACAGGCCCACAUCUGGCUGUGCAGGGCAGGCGAGCAGGCCCUGCGGCACACUGGGCCAUUAGCGGGGGGCAUCUGCGUCUAGGCCUGUGCGCAUUCCUCCCUGGAGCGCCGGGCUGGCUCUGCAAACAAAGGAGCCUGGUCCUGGCAUUCUUCUCCACCUUGUAAUCCAUCACCUUUCUUCGAGGUGUCCCUGGGCGCCUACCCCUUUCAUCACUGGCCGUUUGGGAGUUAGAUCAAAGCCAGAAGAAUUAUCCUCGAGUCUGCACACUUUUAAGAACAAGGCCUUCAAAAAAAAAUCCAAAGUGUGUGGAGUUUGCAAACAGAUUAUUGAUGGUCAAGGCAUUUCAUGCCGAGCCUGCAAGUUUUCCUGCCACAAGAAAUGUGAAGCCAAGGUGGUGAUUCCCUGCUGUGUACAAGUCCCUCUGGAACAGGUUCCAGGGAGUUCCACGCUGUCCACUUCUCUCUGCCGUGAUAAACCUGUGGGGCCCGUCGUCCUGAGCCCCACCAUGGAGGAGGACCGCGGGCUGGACCUCACCUACAUCACCGAGCGCAUCAUCGCGGUGUCCUUCCCCGCCGGCUGCUCCGAGGAGUCCUACCUGCACAGCCUGCAGGAGGUCACGCGCAUGCUCAAGUCCAAGCACGGGGACAACUACCUGGUAUUAAACCUUUCAGAAAAGAGAUACGACCUCACGAAGCUUAACCCAAAGAUCAUGGAUGUGGGCUGGCCGGAGCUCCACGCACCGCCCCUGGAUAAGAUGUGUACCAUAUGCAAGGCACAGGAGUCCUGGCUGAACAGCGACCCCCAGCACGUGGUUGUCAUUCACUGCAGGGGCGGGAAAGGACGCAUAGGAGUGGUCAUAUCAUCCUACAUGCACUUCACCAACGUCUCGGCCAGCGCUGACCAGGCCCUUGACAGGUUUGCAAUGAAGAAGUUUUAUGACGACAAAGUUUCAGCUUUAAUGCAGCCUUCUCAGAAACGGUACGUUCAGUUCCUCAGUGGGCUCCUGUCUGGAUCGGUGAAAAUGAAUGCCUCUCCCCUGUUCCUGCAUUUUGUCAUCCUACACGGCACCCCCAACUUUGACACAGGUGGAGUGUGCCGGCCCUUUCUGAAGCUCUACCAAGCCAUGCAGCCCGUGUACACCUCCGGGAUCUACAACGUUGGCCCGGAAAACCCCAGCAGGAUCUGCAUUGUCAUCGAGCCGGCCCAGCUUCUGAAGGGGGACGUCAUGGUGAAAUGCUACCACAAGAAAUACCGCUCGGCCACCCGUGACGUCAUUUUCCGCCUACAGUUUCACACUGGGGCUGUGCAGGGCUACGGGCUGGCGUUUGGGAAGGAGGACCUGGACAAUGCCAGCAAAGAUGACCGUUUUCCCGACUAUGGGAAGGUUGAGUUAGUCUUCUCUGCCACUCCUGAGAAGAUUCAAGGGUCUGAACACUUGUACAACGACCACGGAGUGAUUGUGGACUACAACACAGCAGACCCGCUGAUACGCUGGGACUCGUACGCGAACCUCAGUGCGGAUGGAGAAGUGCUACACACGCAGGGCCCUGUUGAUGGCAGCCUUUACGCGAAGGUGAGGAAGAAAAGCUCCUCGGAUCCUGGCAUCCCAGGGGGCCCCCAGGCCGUCCCGGCCACCAGCAGCCCAGACCACAGUGACCACACCUUGUCUGUCAGCAGCGACUCUGGCCACUCCACAGCCUCUGCCAGGACUGAUAAGACGGAAGAGCGCCUGGCUCCGGGAACCAAGAGGGGCCUGAGCGCCCAGGAGAAGGCCGAGUUGGACCAGCUGCUCAGUGGCUUUGGCCUGGAAGAAUCUGGAAGCUCCCUGAAGGAAAUGACUGAUGCUCGAAGCAAGUACAGCGGGACCCGCCAUGUGGUGCCGGCUCAGGUCCACGUGAAUGGAGACGCUGCUCUGAAGGACCGGGAGACGGACAUUCUGGAUGACGAGAUGCCCCACCAUGACCUGCACAGUGUGGACAGCCUUGGGACCCUGUCCUCCUCCGAAGGGCCGCAGUCAGCCCACCUGGGCCCCUUCACCUGCCACAAGAGCAGCCAGAACUCACUCCUGUCUGAUGGUUUUGGCAGCAACAUUGGUGAAGACCCACAGGGCACCCUUGUUCCGGACCUGGGCCUUGGCAUGGAUGCCCCCUAUGAGCGGGAGCGAACUUUCGGGAGUCGAGAGCCCAAGCAGCCCCAGCCCCUGCUGAGGAAGCCUUCGGUGUCUCCCCAGAUGCAGGCCUAUGGGCAGAGCAGCUACUCCACACAGACCUGGGUACGCCAGCAGCAGAUGGUGGUGGCUCACCAGUAUAGCUUCGCCCCCGAUGGGGAGACCCGACUGGUGAGCCGAGGCCCUGCAGACAACCCUGGCCUUGUCCAGGCCCAGCCAAGAAUCCCACUCACCCCCACCCGAGGGACCAGCAGCAGGGUGGCUGUCCAGAGGGGUGUGGGCAGUGGGCCACAUCCCCCCGACACACAGCAGCCCUCUCCCAGCAAAGCGUUCAAACCCAGGUUUCCAGGCGACCAAGUUGUGAAUGGAGCCGGCUCAGAGCUGAGCACAGGCCCCUCUCCAGGCUCGCCCACCCUGGACAUCGACCAGUCCAUCGAGCAGCUCAACAGGCUGAUCCUGGAGCUGGAUCCUACCUUUGAGCCCAUCCCUACCCACAUGAACGCCCUCGGUAGCCAGGCCAAUGGCUCUGCGUCUCCGGACAGCAUGGGAGGCGGGCUCCGGCCAAGCAGCAGGCUACCUGACACAGCAGAGGGCACCAGCAGGACCUCCGGGCGUCAAGGCUCCUCAGCUGACCAGCCCCUGGGCGGAAGACUCAGGAAGCUGAGCCUAGGGCAGUAUGACAAUGACGCUGGAGGACAGCUGGCCUUCUCCAAAUGUGCAUGGGGCAAGGCUGGCGUGGACCAUGCCCCGAACCUGCCACCAUUCCCAUCGCCAGCGGGCGUCAAAGAGACGAUGACCCCUGGCUAUCCCCCAGACCUCGAUAUGAUUGAUGGCAGGAUUGUAAGUGGCAAGGAGGCCAUGUGUUCAACUCCAGCAUUUCCUGUGUCUCCAGAAACACCGUACGUGAAAACAGCUCCGCGCUAUCCUCCGUUCAGCCCACCCGAGCCCCUGCUGAGCAGCCCCGCCAGUCAGCACAAAGGAGGACGUGAACCACGAGGCUGCCCUGAGACGCUCAGUCACGCUGUGGGGAUGUCAGAGAGCCCCAUCGGACCCAAAUCCACCAUGCUCCGGGCCGAUGCGCCCUCGACGCCCUCCUUUCAGCAGACUUUUGCUGCUUCCUGCAGCAUUUCCAGCAAUGGCCCUGGCCAGAGGAGAGAGAGCUCCUCUUCUGCUGAACGCCAGUGGGUGGAGAGCAGCCCCAAGCCCGCGGUGUCCCUGCUGGGGAGCUGCCGGCCCACCGGAAGUCCCCUCAACGCUGAGUUCUCCGGUGUCAGCAAGGACUCCCCAGUGCUGCCCUCCUUCCCACCGGCAGAGCUCCAGGCCUCCUUCCACAGCCAUGAGCUGUCCCUGGCACAGCCACCGGCCUCCCUGGCGCCCCCCAGCAGCCAGGCCUUCCUGGGCUUUGGCACUGCCCCAGUGGGAAGUGGCCUUCUCCCCGAGGAGGACCUGGGGACCUUGCUGGCCAAUUCUCACGGAGCAUCACCGGCCCCGGGCAUCCCGCUGACAGCGACAGGGGCUGACAAUGGCUUCCUGUCCCACAGCUUUCUCACGGUGGCGCCUGGACACAGCGGCCGCCACAGUCCAGGCCUGCAGGGCCAGAGCGUGACCCUACCCGGGCAGCCGCCCCUCCCUGAGAAGAAGCGGGCCUCGGAGGGGGAUCGUUCUUUAGGCUCAGUCUCCCCCUCCUCCAGUGGCUUCUCCAGCCCCCACAGCGGGAGCACCAUCAGCAUCCCGUUCCCAAAUGUCCUUCCGGACUUUACCAAGACUUCAGAAGUGGCCUCGCCUCUGCCAGAUAUUCCAGGUGAUAAACUUGUGAUCGUGAAAUUUGUUCAAGACACUUCCAAAUUCUGGUACAAGGCGGAUAUUUCAAGAGAACAAGCCAUUGCCAUGUUGAAGGACAAGGAGCCAGGCUCAUUCAUCGUUAGAGACAGUCAUUCCUUCCGAGGGGCCUAUGGCCUGGCCAUGAAGGUGGCCACGCCCCCACCUUCAGUCCUGCAGCUGAACAAGAAAGCUGGAGAUCUGGCCAAUGAACUCGUUCGGCACUUUUUGAUCGAGUGUACCCCGAAGGGAGUGCGGUUGAAAGGGUGCUCGAAUGAACCAUAUUUCGGGAGCCUGACGGCCUUGGUGUGCCAGCAUUCCAUCACGCCCUUGGCCUUGCCAUGCAAGCUGCUUAUCCCAGAGAGAGAUCCAUUGGAGGAAAUAGCAGAAAAUUCUCCACAAACAGCAGCCAAUUCAGCAGCUGAGCUGUUGAAGCAGGGGGCAGCCUGCAACGUGUGGUACUUGAACUCUGUGGAGAUGGAGUCCCUCACCGGCCACCAGGCGAUCCAGAAGGCCCUGAGCAUCACCCUGGUCCAGGAGCCACCCCCUGUGUCCACCGUCGUGCACUUCAAGGUGUCAGCCCAGGGCAUCACCCUGACAGACAAUCAGAGGAAGCUCUUCUUCCGGAGGCAUUACCCCGUCAACAGUGUGAUUUUCUGUGCCUUGGACCCACAAGACAGGAAGUGGAUCAAAGAUGGCCCUUCCUCAAAAGUCUUUGGAUUUGUGGCCCGGAAGCAGGGCAGUGCCACGGACAAUGUGUGCCACCUGUUUGCAGAGCAUGACCCUGAGCAACCUGCCAGUGCCAUUGUCAACUUCGUAUCAAAGGUCAUGAUCGGCUCCCCAAAGAAGGUCUGAAAGCCCCCCCUCACACCCAGACCCACCAAUGCCUCUCGAAGCCCUGGAGACAGCCGUGGGGUGAGGGUGGGGGCCCCACUUUCUACCAAACUGAUGAACCAGACAUUCCAGGCCCAUGAAGGGAAAGAGGAUCUUCCAGCUCUACAAAAACAAGAACAAACAUCACCAUGAAUUGGUCUUUCCUGAAAGUGACUUACCUGAUACAUCUCUGUAGCCACACGCUUUUUGGGUAGAAGAAGCUUGGCACGGGUGUACCACCCCCCAGGGUCCCCGUGGGAAAGGUAUCUGCAAGGAAACAGCCCAGAACACGAGGUGGUCCCCACGUCCCUGGCACACCAGCAUUCCAGGGGAUGAGGAGUCCCAAGCCCUUGAGGCAGAGGUGCUGAGAGACUGCCCUCCUUGCCCAUCGGCAUGGGCACUCCUGCCCAGCUGCACCGGAGGCCGGGGGUCUUCCUCACCUUGUCUUUCUAAGACGGAGAUGCUAAUGAAACUGAGAAGUGGGGGUGUAUGUUUGAUGAAGGUUUGUGCAAGUCAGGCUCUUCUGGAACAUCGGGGGGCCUACAACGAGGGGCCUUUGCGAUGACGGGCUGUGAGGAUGGGGUGGGGGGAGGAAUUGGCCACUCCGCCACGGUGAGCGCCCCGAGCCUCCUGCUCACUUGUGGUGAGCUGGGUGAGCUGGGCUGGGGAGAGCUUGUGAGGACCCUGAGAGGAGAAGCGAGAAGGAAACAAAAAUGCCAUUUCUAUAUAAUUUAUAUUUUACUUAUGCCAAAUUAUUUAUGAUGAUUAGCCAUUGCUAUGCUGUACCAGUGUCAAAUGCUGCAGCCUGCCAAGCUGUGAUUUUUACGAGGCUUGUCCCCAUAUAGGACACACGGCAGGCCCCUGGCCACCGAAAUAGUGUGCAGCGGACUUCAGGCACUGCUGUAAGUCCGCCACGUGCCGUGCCACCCAAAGGUGGCUUUGCCUCAAGCAGCCUUUCUUCGAUUGUGGAUGACUUCCUUUCUGAUGGGGAGAGUCCAGAAGGGAUGGAAAAUGCCUGGAUUUAAGCUCAGCAUCCCCCACACGGGCUUUUUGACCAUUUUCAGGCCUAAAAUGGUCUUUAGGCUGCACGUCCUAAAGUCCCUGUCUUUUUUAUCAGCCCUCCUCGUGCUGCUCCUUGCCACCCUGGGCUUCCUGUUGGGGACCCUAUGUGCUUGUGGCAUGUGUGAGCAGAAGGGAGGGUGAGGAGAAAGAGAAGGAACCCUGGUACUGACAAGCUGUUUUUGAGUGCCACUGUUCGGCAUCAUCCAAGCUACUGAAUCAGCUGUAUUUUGGGCUUAUUUCAACAUGCCAGUGCCAUGGUUUUCUUGCUUGAAUCUGUCCAUGAUCAAGGGUUUGGGAGAAUUCGGGACCCUGGAACAUCCCCAGAGUGAGAGAGAAGACUGGGCCAUGUCGGAAUAAAGCCUUGGCCUGCUCCUCUCACAGCCCAGGUGCUCUGCAGGCACGCUGACUGUCCCGAUUGCGAUCCAGCCUGAAAUUCCCUCUCCUCUGCCUUCAAAAGUCAAAUCCCCACUCUUAGGCCAUGCUGGUGUCACAGGCUCCUGUCAGGGAGCUGGGGUUUGGGAAUGUGCUUUGUGAACUCUGCUUUAAAGUGAGGGGCCGAAGAGAACUUAGCAACAGGCAGAGUUGGAAGCAGCCAAAUCACAGAAGGUGUUGUGUGCAUGUGUGUGCGUGUGUGUGCAUGUGUGCGCCUGUGUGUGUGCG